Oxyura jamaicensis (ruddy duck) is the source of this 1658-nucleotide messenger RNA. RefSeq names its product SIL1 nucleotide exchange factor (gene SIL1). NCBI's taxonomy places the organism in Eukaryota, Metazoa, Chordata, Aves, Anseriformes, Anatidae. The transcript has 11 exons. The record is from RefSeq and is a predicted model, not a curated record. Bases 154 to 1539 code for a protein of 461 amino acids.
UGUGUGGGUGCCCUUUCAGCAGCGCCAUGAAUGGAAAGGAUGAAUAGAAGCAGACCUGGACAGAGCUCCAAGGGCCCCUACGUGACGUUUUCUCCCUUUGCAACAGGGAAUCGUUGAAAGCUGUCCCUGGAGUGCACGCGGGGGCAGGUGGCAAUGUCUCACUGGGCUGGUGCCCCCCCCGCUGCUGCCAAGGUCGGCCUGCUGGUCUUGCUGGUUUCUGCGGUGUGCUCCCGGACAAGCCUAAGCGAGAGAGUUCCUGAAUUUGCCCUUACCAAAAUAGAAGAGAGCGACAUAAAAGAUGACAGCGGGGAAGAGCCAAUAGCAGACGAUGACGCUGAUCCCGAAGACCUGGAAGUGUUUUACCCCACACAUCAAUGGCAAACUCUCCGUCCAGGUCAGGCCGUUCCUGCAGGCUCGCACGUACGACUAAACCUGCAGACAGGAGACAGAGAAGCCCGGCUUCCAGACAGGGAAAAUGGAAAAAGUGACACGAGAGAAGAGAAAAGAAGAAGAAGGCUGGACAAGAUGGAUAUUGACUCAAAUUCAUUCACAUCCCAGGAGCUCAAAAAGGCAUUGGCUAAAAUGAAGGAAAGUGAGAAGGCGGAAAGAAUGGCCCACGAGGAAGAGGUGAGGAAGAAGUUCCGUCCCAUACAGCAGCUGAAGGAGGAGUUUGAAAAGCUGAACGUGAAGAUGGAGACAGAUUAUGAAAUCAUGGAUAAAUUAAUCAGCAAAUUCAACAGCUCUGCUUCCACACUGGAUGAAAAAGUAGCGGCGCUUUAUGAUCUCGAAUAUUAUGUACACCAGGUGGACAACGCGAAGGAUUUCCUCUCCAUGGGUGGACUCCAGCUCGUGAUCGAGGGCUUGAACAGCACGGAGGCUGUCCUGAAGGAGCACGCUGCCUUCGUCCUGGGAGCCGCGCUCUCCAGUAACCCCAAAGUCCAGAUAGAAGCGAUCGAGGGCGGGGCGCUGCAGAAGCUGCUGGUCAUUCUGGCCACGGAGCAACCCCAGGCUGUGAAGAAGAAGGCUCUCUUCGCGCUGUGCUCCAUGCUGAGGCACUUCCCCUACGCCCAGCAGCAGUUCCUCAAGCUGGGCGGCCUCCAGGUCCUGCGGGGCCUCUUCAGGCAGAAGGGGACGGAGGCGCUGCACGUCCGCGUGGUGACACUGCUCUACGACCUCAUCGUGGAGAAGAUGCUGCUCGAGGACUCGCAGCACGGCGACCAAACGGAGGAGAAAAUCCAGCAGUACCGGCAAGUCAAGCUGGUGCCGGCAGUGGUGGAGCAGGACUGGUGCCUGGUGGUCUCCAAGCUGCUGGCCCUGCCGGAGCACGACGCCCGGGAGAAGGUUCUCCAGCUGCUGGGCGUGCUGAUGGCCUUCUGCAGGGAGCGCUACCGCGGGGACCGGGCGCUCGGCGCCGCCCUCGGCCUCCUGCGCAGCGAGUACGAGGAGCUGGCGGCCGAGGAGCAGAGGGACGGCGACAAGGACGGCUACUUCAAGGAGCUCCUCGGCUCCGUCAACACCAUCAUCCAGGAGCUCGGAUGAAAGGCGCGGUCUCUGCAGUUGCGGUUCAGCUAAUUCAGGACGACGGCGCGGCGUUUGAUGGGCUCCUGUGUAAAGGCUCUUCUGAAUAAACUGCUGGGCUAACCGAGAUCCCACCCUGC